GGGGGGGUCUGGACCAGGCCACCGGGAAGCCUGGUGCAGCAGCUUGCCCGGGUCGUCCCCAGAGAGGACUGUCGCCUUUGGCCCCCCGAUAGCCCCCUGAUCAUCUCUCCUCCGGCUGCGUCGCCGCAAGGAGGUUCUUCAAGGAGCUUUGCGGCGCUCACACAAAGGGCGGGAGGGAGGCGGCCGGGGCGGACUCGGGGACCCGAGGACCCGGAGCACCCCAGAGGCCGGUUCUUCCUGGUCGCGAGCCAAACGCUGAGAGGCCGCCAGGGAGGGCGUGGAGGAGGGAGCCUGUCCUUUAGGAUCCGACUGCUGCACGGGCAGUCGGGGCGCGCGCGGACUUGAGAGUGGAGCGGAGGGACAAGAGGGUGGAGCGGAGUGCGUGGCGGGCCGUGGCGGGCGGGUCCCCCCCGAAGCUCGAGGAGUCGCCGCGAAGCCCGCGCGCGCGCGCUUGCCUUUCGCGCGCCGAUCUGGGCCGAACUAACAAGCUCUGCUUUGGAGAAGGGGCUGGAGCCCCGCCACCGGCGCCUUGGGGCAACGGCCGUCGAGCAGCUGGUGCUGGCCGCCCGAGCCGGGAGGGCGACUCUCGCCGGGCGGGGAUGGUGGACGAGCCGGCGGGGAUUCGCCGGCGCGCGGCCGCUACUCGGCCGGGCGCUGCCCGCCAGGGGGCGACGCCACGCGGGGUCCGCAGCCGGCGACCCGCAGCGAAGAGGCGGCGGGGGCCGUAGGGGAGCCGGUCGGGCACCCACAGAACUCCGCCGGCUCCCAGAGUCUCCCGAGUCCACUAUCCGAAGAGUUCGGAAACGAACGCCCCACCUUUGCUAUGUUGCCCUUUGGAGACAAAACGAGAGACAUGGUCAACGCAUGGUUUUCAGAGAGAGUUCACAAUAUCCCCAUGUGCAAGGAAGGCAUCCGAGCCCACACCGAGUCCUGCGCGUGCUCUCUGCAGCACAGUCCUCAUGCAGAUAAUACCACUUCUGGAGCACCAGCCAGAAAAAUCUCAGCCUCUGAAUUUGACCGACCUCUUAGACCCAUUGUCGUCAAGGAUUCCGAGGGAACCGUAAGCUUUCUCUCUGACUCAGGAAAAAGGGAACAGAUGCCACUAACCGCCCCAAGAUUUGAUAGUGAUGAAGGGGACCAGUGCUCAAGACUCUUGGAGCUAGUAAAAGAUAUUUCCAGUCAUUUGGAUGUCACAGCCUUGUGUCACAAAAUUUUCUUGCAUAUCCAUGGACUCAUCUCUGCUGACCGCUAUUCCCUGUUCCUUGUCUGUGAGGACAGCUCCAAAGACAAAUUUCUCAUCAGCCGCCUCUUUGAUGUUGCUGAAGGUUCAACGCUGGAGGAAGCUUCAAAUAACUGUAUCCGUUUAGAGUGGAACAAAGGCAUUGUGGGACAUGUGGCAGCUUUCGGCGAACCCUUGAACAUCAAAGAUGCCUAUGAGGAUCCCCGGUUCAAUGCAGAAGUUGACCAAAUUACAGGCUACAAGACACAAAGUAUCCUUUGUAUGCCAAUUAAGAACCACAGGGACGAGGUGGUUGGUGUAGCUCAGGCCAUCAACAAGAAAUCAGGAAAUGGCGGGACAUUCACUGAAAAAGAUGAAAAGGACUUCGCAGCCUAUCUGGCGUUCUGUGGUAUUGUUCUUCACAAUGCUCAGCUCUAUGAAACGUCACUGCUGGAGAACAAAAGAAAUCAGGUGUUACUCGACCUUGCUAGCUUAAUUUUUGAAGAGCAGCAGUCACUAGAAGUCAUUCUGAAGAAAAUAGCGGCCACUAUCAUCUCCUUCAUGCAGGUGCAGAAGUGCACCAUCUUCAUCGUGGAUGAAGACUGUCCUGACUCUUUCUCUCGUGUGUUUCACAUGGAGUGUGAGGAAGUAGGGAAACUCUCCGAUCCCUUAACAAGGGACCACGAUGCAAACAAGAUCAAUUACAUGUACGCUCAGUAUGUCAAAAACACAAUGGAGCCACUUAAUAUCCCAGAUGUCACCAAGGACAAAAGAUUUCCCUGGACAAAUGAAAACAUGGGACAUAUGAACACGCACUGCAUUGGAAGUUUACUUUGCACGCCUAUAAAAAAUGGGAAGAAGAACAAAGUCAUAGGUGUUUGCCAACUUGUUAAUAAGAUGGAGGAGAAUACUGGCAAGAUCAAAGCUUUCAACCAAAACGAUGAACAAUUCCUGGAAGCGUUUGUCAUCUUCUGUGGCUUGGGAAUCCAGAACACACAGAUGUACGAAGCUGUGGAGAGGGCCAUGGCCAAGCAGAUGGUGACGUUGGAGGUCCUGUCUUACCACGCAUCAGCGGCAGAGGAGGAAACAAGGGAGCUCCAGGCUUUAGCGGCUGCUGUGGUACCAUCUGCCCAAACCCUGAAAAUUACCGACUUCAGCUUCAGUGACUUUGAGCUGUCUGAUUUGGAAACAGCACUGUGUACAAUCCGGAUGUUCACUGACCUCAACCUUGUGCAGAACUUUCAGAUGAAACAUGAGGUUCUUUGCAGAUGGAUCUUAAGUGUUAAGAAGAAUUAUCGGAAGAACGUUGCUUACCACAAUUGGAGGCAUGCCUUUAACACAGCACAGUGCAUGUUUGCUGCUCUGAAAGCCGGCAAGAUUCAGAACAAGUUAACAGAUCUGGAGAUCCUUGCAUUGCUGAUUGCUGCUUUAAGCCAUGAUUUGGAUCAUCGUGGUGUGAACAACUCAUACAUACAGCGGAGCGAGCACCCCCUGGCCCAGCUAUACUGCCACUCCAUCAUGGAACACCAUCACUUUGACCAGUGCUUGAUGAUUCUAAACAGUCCAGGCAACCAGAUUCUCAGUGGCCUCUCCAUUGAAGAAUAUAAGACCACACUGAAAAUAAUCAAGCAAGCAAUUUUAGCCACAGACCUAGCACUGUACAUUAAGAGACGAGGAGAAUUUUUUGAACUUAUAAGAAAAAAUCAAUUCAGUUUUGAAGAUCCUCUUCAGAAGGAGUUGUUUCUAGCAAUGCUGAUGACUGCCUGCGAUCUCUCAGCAAUUACUAAGCCCUGGCCUAUUCAACAACGGAUAGCAGAACUCGUGGCAGCCGAAUUCUUUGAUCAAGGAGACAGAGAGAGAAAAGAACUUAACAUGGAGCCUGCUGAUCUAAUGAACAGGGAGAAGAAAAAUAAAAUCCCAAGCAUGCAAGUUGGGUUCAUAGAUGCCGUCUGCCUGCAGCUGUAUGAGGCCCUGACCCACGUAUCAGAAGACUGUUUUCCCUUGCUGGAUGGCUGCAGGAAGAACAGACUGAAAUGGCAAGCCCUCGCGGAGCAGCAGGAGAAGGCGCUCAUUAAUGGGGAGAGCAGCCAGGCCAAGGGUGACUGACAGCCUGCCUCAGCCCCGCCCCCACCCUGUGUGCGAACUGCCGCAGGCCUGGUUUCACCGUACACUAUGCAGACUUGAGUGCACUUUGACACUGCUGUAUUUUAUUUUUUGCACAACUUUUGAGAGCAUGACGUGUUUCCGAGAUUGCUACCUACUUUCCAUACUUUUUUGUUUUGUGCCACUGAAGUGGAGCAGUCACGCCCACUCUAACGUUUUGAUAAGGACGGUGUAAACCGCACUUCUACACUCCAGCUUGGUCAUGCACGGGGAUUAUCAAUAACCGGCCUUUGUGUUUCUGAGUCACCAGUCUUUCAAAACAAGUUAGGAAUCGUUCUCAAAAGUGGGUUGGGGGUGAACUGAAUGUGUACGGGACAUUUAAAGCCGUCCUGAAAUUAAUGCUGACCGAGUGGGUGUUAGGGAGAAAUGAAUAUAAACUUGUCAGAAGUGUCUUAACUAAGUUAAAGAAUUGUGAAAGAAGGAAACGUGGUACCUAAUUGCUCUGCUCUUUCUGGGAUGGGGAGAACUUGCGGUACAAUCCAUCUAUGUGGCAGAACAAACUUAAGCUCCAGCCCAUCCAUGCAGCCGCUCUUCAGCACGCAUGCUCCACGCUGCAUCUAAAGCCCCCAGAUGACACCCCCUCCCCCAGCCCCCAGCUGACUGUCCCAAGAGAGAGUGUAUACCAGACACGGAAGGGCCUUGGAUAGGCCUCUGCCAAAAGAAAUGUUUUACUUGAAGAUCUUUCUGACAAUCCACAUUUUUAAAUACUGAAAACUUUUUAAGCUAUUUUUAAAAUUUUUCUUUUCCCUCUCUUCUCCUUAAUUCAGCAGUUUUAAGUUUCAACAGAGAUAUGGUCACAGGGGCGCCUGCCUGAAGGCAGGUAUGCCUACAGAUACACCAGUGCAAUUUAGUCCUUGUCCCUCUGUCGACUGAAAUUGGCAGGAAAAAACUAUUAAUAAUUCUGUGAGUAGCAGAGGCUUGUCUCCAGUAGGCAGGUCAGACAAUGAAUUUAAAAGCACAGUGUGUAAAAGUCUCCCUGCCCAAACAAAACAACAUUCAGUAUUGGAAGUAGAAAAUGAAUUCAAAACAAAACAAAACAAAAACCCAAGCAGCUGCAUUAGGGGAGGAGUAUCCAUUCCAGAUGUGCAGAAAUAUGUGGGUUUGGGGCUGAAUUAGAAGGAUUUGAUUUAUUAAUCCCUACCUUUUUCCCACAUCCUCCCAAAGAGGGUAAAGUAUUUCUAGCAUUAAUUUAUGUUAAAGCGGUUUCUUUCUUCCUUUUUUUCUCCGUUUAAAACUCAGCAUGGUCAUUUUAAUCCUGUGUACGUAUAUUUUAUUGUGGCUUUGUUCUUCCUCAGAUAUGAAAAGGCAGAGCAGGUUAUACUGGCACUGUUUUGUAUUGGCCAAGGCUAGUCCAGGGAGUUGUCACCCAAUACUAAGUGUAUUCUUGUUGUAAUACUUGUAUUUUAUUUCAGAUUUUUAUUUUAUUUUUAUUUCAUGUCAUAUAGAUGAAACCUGUAAGGUUGCUCUAAUGCACUGGUGUGUAAAUGAUACAGACUGUCACUAAUAAUAAUCAUAUCAGCAUACGUGUAUACGCCUAUGCAGAGUGUAGACGCGCUGCUUAGAGGACAUUCUACAAGCCUGUCAUUGUAUCCCACGCACUGUGAACGAGCAGCUAGGCUGAAAUGCACUCAUAUACAUGUGUAGCUUCUCCACACUCUUCUGACUUAAGUCACUGAGAAUAGUUUUAAAGAUGACAGAUUAGAUGUGAAGGAUUUAUCUAACAUAUUAACAGGCAAGAAGUCAAGUGUAGAUUAGAAAUUAUUUGGCUUGCUUUAGAUAAUGGUUUGUUUUACUCUAGACAUGAACACAGGAAAAGCCUUGCCCUAUCUGUGAUAGUUGGGUAUUUUAGUUCAGACAGGAGAGUGUUAUUUUAUUCAAAUAGUUUUUAUUUUAUCAGAAAACCAUUCCAUACAUGGAUUUCUAUCUGUGGUACAAGAACACAAAUCAUAGUUUUUGUUCUGAAUGUGAAUAUUGCCUUUCUAGUGUCCACUCAAGUUGGAAUAUAUUUAUCACAUUGUUAUAAUUCCUCUCUCAUGUGGCCAUGAAUCAGUAGUGCCCCUAAUGAAUAAGGUGAUCUUGUCCUGGAUUGUUCCUUUGACAAAUCGCUUGGCUGACUGUAGUGAAAUAAUAUGAUAUCAUGUCAUUUUAACUUUCAGCCAGAAAAAAAAUCCCUGUGGUUUGGUAACUUGUCUAUAAAGUUUUCUGAUCUUACACGUUUAGAAGAGUCGCCUUUGCCAGGCAGGGGGCGUAACCUCUGCACCUAAGGAAGCUGUGAUCCUCAUGUAGUUAGAUUUGGAGAAAGCCUGUGUUUGAGCCUUCCUUAUGGGCCUUUGAGACCACUGUUGGAAUGGGGUAUUGAGGUAAUGACCUCAUCAGGCCGGUCAUUUCUUACCUUGAGUUCCUUAGAUGGAAAAGAAGUACUUUUAAUUUGUCCACACAGACCUGGCUCAGAGCAUAAAUGUAGGGUGAUACUCUGUUACUGGUUGGCUAAUUAUGAUGAAGAGCUUCUUUUAGCAGCAACAUGGAGAUGAAGGUAUAUAGGAAAAUGGGCUGGAAAUAUUGGCUUCUUGGAGGAACUUGAGUCACAGAAAUCCUUGCCUACCAGUUAAGUGCCUUUACUCUCAGAACUUUGCCCAAGUGUGAGGCUUGGCACCUUUUCCAUUUCCCAAUUUCCUGUGUUUCUCCUAAACCUUGUCAGGCAAGCAGCAUGGCAUUCUGCUUUAACUUGACUUAAGAUGAGAAGAGAUGAAAUGUCCCCCGCUCUCCUGUAAACAGCCGUCUCAAAUAAGGUGGCAGAAUUUAAUUACUCAGUAUCAACCAUGCAUCAGCCCAUUUUUUAUUAAACCUGCUCCUUAUGUUAGGUACAGUGCUCAGAUGCUGUAACACAGCAGGAAAUCCCAGGAGCUCAUGGGCCACACAGGAAAUGACUAAGGGUAUCAGUUCUCAUCCCACUGACUUGACGCGCAAGCGUACAAGACUUUCCACCACUUUCUCUUUGUCUCUAACAUACUAUGCACUUUUAUCCCAAAUUUCUUAAGAAUCUGUCCGAGAACAUUCUGGCCUCCGGUUGACGUGGGUCAUUUACCUUGCUGAAAGCUUAAAGAACACUUUAUGUAAGGAGUCGCAUCUUCUAUGACUAGGUCAUGUUUCCAUAUUGCAACUAAAGAGAGAGAGAGAGAUCAGAGUUCUCAGACUAUUCAAUUGCAGAUGUGGACUCUUUCUGCCCUCUCGCAGAGAGCAAAGAAGGAAGUAUUAAAACUUACCUCACCCUUCCACAUUGUUGUCAAAAGCCUGUGUAGACAUGUCUUGAAUGUCAUUGAAAGUGAUGUAAAUAGCUGAAAAUAUAUAAAUUUCUAUUACAGUUUAAGAACUCAAAUGAACCAUCACUCGCCACUGUGGAUGAUCUAUUUGUAUUCUUAUGCCUUUUCAAUAUAUCUGAACAAAUAUAUAGUUUCUGGCACUAUUUUUAUACUAGCAUAAAAGGAGUUACUAUGUAAAUUAUGUUUUGUUGUGAAGUCAUCUAAAAAUGUCCUCACCCCACAUUAUAAACCAUUUCCAGCGAUCCUUCUCUGAGAGUGUCACUCAGCAGAAGCACACACCCACCUGCCCCAGGUCCCUGUGGAGCCAGACCUGGUUAGGGUAGGUGUGAACUCACCAGAUGUCGGUUGCCAUUUUGCAGUGCUGUAAAAAUAAAGUAAACGAACGAGAA
Molecule: messenger RNA, 7091 nt
Organism: Apodemus sylvaticus (European woodmouse)
Lineage: Eukaryota; Metazoa; Chordata; Mammalia; Rodentia; Muridae
Gene: Pde5a
Product: phosphodiesterase 5A
Exons: 21
Coding region: 824-3325 (833 amino acids)
Biological process (GO): signal transduction
Molecular function (GO): protein binding; 3',5'-cyclic-GMP phosphodiesterase activity
Source: RefSeq, a predicted model, not a curated record